Messenger RNA from Amphiprion ocellaris (clown anemonefish), 1732 nucleotides. RefSeq names its product homeobox D9a (gene hoxd9a). The transcript has 2 exons. The coding region runs from base 93 to 911 and encodes 272 amino acids. Gene Ontology annotation, biological process: anterior/posterior pattern specification; embryonic skeletal system morphogenesis; DNA-templated transcription. Gene Ontology annotation, cellular component: nucleus. NCBI's taxonomy places the organism in Eukaryota, Metazoa, Chordata, Actinopteri, Pomacentridae. Gene Ontology annotation, molecular function: DNA-binding transcription factor activity, RNA polymerase II-specific; RNA polymerase II cis-regulatory region sequence-specific DNA binding. The record is from RefSeq and is a predicted model, not a curated record.
UCCAUGUAACCAAUCCCUGUAGAUGCGGGCCAGCAAAAAUACUAUGAUUGUUCAUAGAGGGAAGCUUCCCGUAACAGUGCAACCCAUAUUAUAUGAGUAGGAAGAGAUCAAAAAUGUCUUCCAGUGGCACUCUCAGUAACUGCUAUGUGGACGCUAUCAUGGGGCAGGAGCCGGAGGAUGUGUACGGUGCGCGCUUUAUCCAGGCUCCACACACGAUGACCCCGAGGCCGUCAGGUGCUGGGGACAACGCAGACUUCUCCUCGUGUAAUUUUGCGCCGAAGUCAGCCGUUUUCUCCUCGUCCUGGUCCUCGGUUCACCCUCAGGGGAUCUACCACCCGUACGUGCACCAUCACCACCACCACCAGUCCCAUCUGCCCGCCUCGGACGGCAGAUAUGUUGGCGUGCGCUCCUGGAUGGACCCCAUCUCCAACCACGUUUCCUUCGCCGGAUUCCACCCCGGCAGUCGGCCGUACGGGACAAAGCCGGAGGUCCUGCCGGCGAAACAGGCAACGGAGUGCGACGCGUUGGAAGCAGAAGCUCGGCCGAUCAGCGGCGAAUUCGCUUGUGGAGUAUCAAAGUGUCCCGAAAAGGCGAGCAAGGAGCACAGUGGAAGCGAGCUUUCGAGCCACAGUGAGCCCAAAGAGGAGAAACAACAACUUGACCCAAACAACCCUGCAGCAAACUGGAUUCAUGCACGUUCAACAAGAAAGAAGCGAUGUCCCUACACUAAAUAUCAGACUUUAGAGCUGGAGAAGGAGUUUCUCUACAACAUGUAUCUGACAAGAGACCGGCGCUAUGAAGUGGCCCGCAUACUCAGUUUAACGGAGAGACAAGUGAAGAUCUGGUUCCAGAACCGGAGGAUGAAAAUGAAGAAGAUGAACAGAGAGAGGAGCAGCAAGGAUCAGCUAUAAGCUCGCUGCUGGUGCCAUUUUACGCAUUCUGACGUUUGCACCAAGGAAGCCAUGUGAACAAUUCAAUUGUUUUGGUAGGGGCGUCCGUAGCCAUUUUAUUUUAUUUUUAUUUUUAGAUAUUCUAUAACAUUAAGUGUCAUUGCCAUUUGGGCAAAUAUUGCCUCACGUAUGGAGGAAUUUGCCUUGAUGAGACCCAGACAGGAUCUGUCAGAAAAUGUCCUGAAGUUUCCUCUCUUUUUUGUUUUUUUUUUUUUGUUUACAAUUUUACGCAAACCGGGAUGUUUACGCAGCAGAAACGUGCCUAUUGCUUUUAUAGUUAUUAAGGAUUUGGAGUUGUGUAUAUAAAACAUUUUCACAGCAACUACUUUGACUGCUGUCUGUGUCAGUACUCACACACUCACACACAGGGAAGAUUCUUAUCACUAACACAUUCGCUCACUAACUUCUAAAAGCCUCUAACAGUCAGGUGUUUUGGAAAAUUACGUGUGUUCAACGUUGUGCAAACCAAAGUGAUAUGGUGGUGUAAUUUUAAGCUUCGCUAAAUUCAUAAAAUAGGAGAUUUCCUUUGAUGUUUCUGUAAUUUUAGUGGAUUGUUUCAUUCAAGUAGUGAUUUUUUUAAACCCUAAAAUGUCAGCUGAGGCCAUUUUUCCUCAAAGGCUUCACCAGAUUUUGGAGUCGUGUAAUACAAAAAUAUUUAACCCAGUUGAAUUUCUUACUAGCACUGUAAGUGAAAUCUCGCUUCUCUGUUUUUUUUUUUUUUUUUUAAGAACAGUGGAAUUUAAAACGUAGAAUUACAAGUAAUAAAGUGUUUACGAUUGGGA